Messenger RNA from Medicago truncatula (barrel medic), 1428 nucleotides. RefSeq names its product spore wall protein 2-like. The transcript has a single exon. The record is from RefSeq and is a predicted model, not a curated record. NCBI's taxonomy places the organism in Eukaryota, Viridiplantae, Streptophyta, Magnoliopsida, Fabales, Fabaceae. Bases 1 to 1428 code for a protein of 475 amino acids.
AUGGCAAGUGAUGGUGGUUGUGAGGAGAAUGAGCAUGAGAUUUAUGGUGACGGGAGGGAGAGGGUGAUGGCGAGUGAUGGUGGUGAGGGGAGGGAGAAUGGGAUUUAUGGUGAGGAGAAUGAGCAUGAGAAUGGUGGUGAGGGGAGUGAGCAUGUGAUUUGUGGUGAGGGGAGGGAGCAUGUGAUUUGUGGUGAGGGGAUGGAGCGGGCGAUGGCGAAUGAUGGUGAGGGGAGGCACCAUGAGAUUGGUGGUGAGGGGAUGGAGCUUGUGAUGGUGAGUGAUGGGGGUGGUGAGGGGAAUGAGCAGGAGAUUGGUGGUGAGGGGAAGGACCGUGGAAUUGAUGGUGAGGUGAUGGAGCUCGUGAUGACGAGUGACGGUGAGGAGAGGGACCAUGAGAUUUGUGGUGAGGGGAUGGAGCUUGUGAUGGUGAGUGAUGGGGGUGGUGAGGGGAAUGAGCAGGAGAUUGGUGGUGAGGGGAAGGACCAUGAGAUUUAUGGUGAGGUGAUGGAGCGCUUGAUGGCAAGUGACGGUGAGAAGAGGGACCAUGAGAUUGCUGGUGAGGGGAUGGAGCUUGUGAUGGUGAGUGAUGGGGGUGGUGAGGGGAAUGAGACGGAGAUUGGUGGUGAGGGGAAGGACCAUGAGAUUUAUGGUGAGGUGAUGGAGCGGGUGAUGGCGAGUGACGAUGAGGGGAGGGACCAUGAGAUUUGUGGUGAAGGGAUGGAGCUUGUGAUGGUGAGUGAUGGGGAUGGUGAGGGGAAUGAGCAGGAGAUUGGUGGUGAGGGGAAGGACCAUGAGAUUUAUGGUGAGGUGAUGGAGCGGGUGAUGGCGAGUGACGGUGAGGGGAGGGACCAUGAGAUUUGUGGUGAGGGGAUGGAGCUUGUGAUGGUGAGUGAUGGGGGUGGUGAGGGGAAUGAGCAGGAGAUUGGUGGUGAGGGGAAGGACCAUGGGAUUUAUGGUAAGGUGAUGGAGCGCGUGAUGGCGAGUGACGGUGAGGGGAGGGACCAUGAGAUUGCUGGUGAGGGGAUGGAGCUUGUGAUGGUGAGUGAUGGGGGUGGUGAGGGGAAUGAGCAGGAGAUUGGUGGUUCGGGGAAGGCCCAUGAGAUUUAUGGUGAGGUGAUGGAGCGCGUGAUGGCAAGUGACGGUGAGGGGAGGGACCAUGAGAUUGCUGGUGAGGGGAUGGAGCUUGUGAUGGUGAGUGAUGGGGGUGGUGAGGGGAAUGAGCAGGAGAUUGGUGGUGAGGGGAAGGACCAUGAGAUUUAUGGUGAGGUGAUGGAGCGGGUGAUGGCGAGUGACGGUGAGGGGAGGGACCAUGAGAUUUGUGGUGAGGGGAUGGAGCUUGUGAUGGUGAGUGAUGGGGGUGGUGAGGGGAAUGAGCAGGAGAUUGGUGGUGAGGGGAAGGAGCAGAUGAUGGUUUGUGACGGGUUAUAA